CCGGGAAAUGUAGUCCGCGGCGAGACAGCGACUGCCGGUGAUACCCUGUGUUUGGAACAUUUGGUCCGGGCUUGGAAUGAGCUCCAAGAGGGUACGGAGUGACCCGGGAAAUGGGGUCGGAGGGAAGAGACAGCUGAAGGAGAGGGAGCUUGUGGAGCUGAACUCAUUGCUGUUGGAAACGAAGGAGCGUGUGAGCGAGGCCUGGAGCCGGGGACUCGAGUACUCACAUGAGAAGGGCCUUGCAGUGGGCACACAGCCAUUUGCACAUUGCGUGAUAUCAAAUGUUAUCCAGAGACACAGAUUACUGGAGGGUCUUCAGAAUGAGCUUCUCCAGAUGAACUUCUGUGAAAAAUCGAACGAUCUCUAUCAAUUCAAGCAGGUGAGAAAGAGAUUGUGUGAAGCAAAGGUUUGGUAG
Rhincodon typus (whale shark) is the source of this 415-nucleotide messenger RNA. Its product is annotated as prolyl 3-hydroxylase OGFOD1-like. The transcript is spliced from 2 exons. The record is from RefSeq and is a predicted model, not a curated record. NCBI's taxonomy places the organism in Eukaryota, Metazoa, Chordata, Chondrichthyes, Orectolobiformes, Rhincodontidae. The coding region runs from base 77 to 415 and encodes 112 amino acids.